UUCAGUUGGAAUUCAAUGAAAACUGGUAAUCGAUAUAAAGUUUCAGCUAUGUCUGUUAAAGUUUAUCGAUUAUGCCCUCCUUUUAAAUGCAUGCUAAUUUUAGUGUCAAUUCACAUUUCUUCGUGUCGAAGUCCUUUUAUCGAUAUUAGUUUCAAUGAAGUAAGUGACCGAAGUAAAAGAAUAUUAUCAUUAAAAAGCGAACUAAUGUUAUUAUCGCUCAUUAUAUAAUUUUUUAGAAAACCUAUAUGAAACCCCUAAUAUACCCUUAUUUUAUGGAUAAGAACUCAUAUAUCACAGCUGAUGCUGUUUGUACUUCAUAUUCACCUACUAAAGUUGUAAAACUUAAUGUCUUCUGGAUUCUAAAGACUGUAAAUUGUAUGGAAGAAAUGUAUAAUGCAGAAUUAGGGCGCAAAGAUCUACAAAGUAUUAUCGAACAUCCCAAGCAAUCUCAAAAUGAUACUGGUUCUCUUAUGAUGAUUAGUUACCAAAUGGCAACUAAUGAAACUUUUGCAUGUAGCCAGAAUAAAAUUUUUCGCUUUAAAGAUUACAGCGGUUUGCCAUAUAAUAAGGCUUUGAUUACAAAUAACAAGCACAGACAGCUACAUAAUCCAAGAUCCUAUCUUCGACAAAAUAAAUACGAAAGGAAGCGGGAUGAUGUUUUAACAACUACAUGGGAUUCGGCAAUGUAUCAUUUUGCUCUCUUUAUAUCACCUGAGAUAAAGGUUGAGAAUAGUUUUCAAUUUCAAGCAAAGAUAACAGUUCAUGGCCCAUACGGAUAUCUAUCAGCUUAUCUUUGGCCGUAUUUGGGUUUUGAGGGAACGAUGUCACUAAUAUAUACAUGCUUAAUGAUUUACUGGACUGUUAUAUGGCUAAAAAAAUAUCGGCAGUCAACUAAAAUACAUAUUGUCAUUGCAAUUGUAACAAUAGCAGGCUCAUUUGGUCAUACUUUAUAUUUUGUAUCGUUACUUGUUGAAAAUAUCACAGGAUAUAGUCCGUCAGGAAUCAGUUGGUUUUCUAAAGGAAUUUUAGCUAUUCAACUAGGUGCCACUAAAUUUCUUUUUCUGAUUAUCAGUACUGGAUAUGGUAUAACUCGAUAUAAUUUCCAAGUAAUCGAAACUGAGGAGGAAGAUUUAAAAGGAGAUACAAAAUUCGAAGAGAUUGCUCUAGAAGAGAUUUAA
This is a messenger RNA of Dimorphilus gyrociliatus, 1178 nucleotides long. The record is from the annotation of a GenBank genome assembly. Lineage: Eukaryota; Metazoa; Annelida; Polychaeta; Dinophilidae.